AUGAAAAGUCAUUUUCUGGAUGCGCAAAAAUCUGAUAUUUUUGUGGAAGUGCAUUCUGUGACCAAUAAACAUUCCGAUAAAUGCGUCGUGAAAGAAGUGGUACAGCCAGAAACAUCUUUCAUUUGGGCUGACAGCGAAUCCAGGAAUCAGAUGCUAAAUGAGCAACCUAUGAAAGAGAGUGUUGUUGCUACGUUUGGUUCUUUUAUGCGUACAAAUUUAGAAGGUGAACUAGUACUGCGAUUUUACUGGCUUGACGCUUUCGAAGAUCCUAUUAAGAUGCCAGGAACGGUUUAUCUUUUUGGUCGAUUGAUCAACGGUAGUAUUUCCGAAAGCUGCUGUGUGGUUGUUAAAAAUAUAUGGCGACAAGUUUUUUUUUUACCUCGUGAGAAGCAUUUAGUAAACGAAGUACAAACUGAUGAAGUGGAUUUAAUGCAAGUUAAUGAAGAAGUGCAGAAAAUACUCAGGUCGAUGGGUGUUAAAGUUGUCAAAUGCAGGCCAUGUGAGAAGAAAUUUGCGUACAAUGAUGGAAUCGUACCCCAGAAUGCUCAAGUACUUGAAGUGCAGUAUAGUUUCAAUGAUCCACGAUUGCCAAUGGAUCUGAGUGGAGAAACAUUCAGUCAUGUUUUUAAUACAACUGCUAAUGCCAUGGAAAGAUUGUUGGUUGAAACCGGUAUGAAAGGACCUUCGUGGAUAGAAAUUUCUGGCUGUAAUGUCUCUUCUCUUCAAGUAACUUAUGUCAAACAUGAAUUUACGGUUGAUAUGGAACGAAUGAAAUCGAUUUCCAUAAGUGACUGCUCAGAUCCACCACCGAACCUAAAUUUGUUGACAGUGAACAUAGUUACAAUAAUCAACUCUAAGAAAGAAAGCGAGAUUGUUUCUAUCUCCUGUAUAUUUGACCGAAAAUGCACAACUACAAAUCCUACUUUGAACAGAAAUUUUUUGGAACGUUUCUGCAUUCUUACAAAACCAAGUUUUUCUGCCUAUCCAUUUGACCUUAAAAUAAAUCUGAAGCAAUUGGGAAUGGACACUGUUGUUUAUGAAACAACGAAUGAGCGUCAUAUGCUUAAUCAUUUCUUGUGUAAAUUGCAAAAUCUGGAUCCUGAUGCAUAUGCGGGGCACGACUUAGCAACCCAAUUUACUAUAUUAUCUUCACGUAUAGAAAAGCUUGGUAUUGCUCACUGGUCACGUUUGAGCCGUUUGAAGCGUUCAGUUAAAGCUAGACAAGCAGCUCAUAUGAAAACUUCGCAGUGGGAACUGACGGCUGGACGUUUUAUUCUAGACAGCAGAUUAUCAGCUAUGGAGCUACUGAGAAUGCGAAGCUAUGACCUGUAUGAUCUAUCGUCUGAUUUGCUUGGAAUAAAUCAUCAUUUUGCAGAGAAACAAGAUAUCUCUACUCACUUUGCGAAUUCAACACAGUUGAUCAGAUUUAUCAACAAUGCUUGGAUGGAUGCUUGGUUAUCUCUUGCUAUUAUUGUUGAGCUCAACGCUUUGCCGUUAUUUAUUCAAAUUACAAAAAUUGUGGGUGGCGUACUGUCAAGGACAGUGUUGGGUGGACGAGCAGAACGAAAUGAAUAUUUAUUAUUACAUGCAUUCAACAAAGCUGGUUAUGUUGCACCAAAUAAAUAUCAAUCAGAUUCUAAGAAAAGGAAGCAAUCGCAGUUGAGAGACACCAGAAGUGCAGAUAAUCAUCCGGGAGAUUAUAAUAAAAUCCUGCAGAACCGCAAGGGACAGUACGCGGGUGGUUUGGUGUUGGAUCCAAAAAUGGGCUUAUAUGAUACGUUUAUAUUGCUAUUGGAUUUCAAUAGUUUAUAUCCAAGUAUCAUUCAGGAAUAUAACAUUUGUUUUACCACUGUUGAUAUGUCCAAAAAGGACAAAAAUGAAAUGCCGGAAUUACCGACUGAUGCAAAUGAAGGGAUAUUGCCGCGUGAAAUUCGAUCUUUAGUGGAAAGGAGACGUGAUGUGAAAAGGAUGAUGAAAUCCGAAAAACUUACAGAGCAACAAAGGCAACAGUAUGAUAUUCGUCAAAUGGGAUUAAAGCUAACAGCUAAUAGCAUGUACGGAUGUCUCGGUUUCCAACAGUCGCGUUUUUAUGCGAAACCGCUUGCUGCACUGAUAACAGCUCAAGGACGAGAAAUUCUUAUGCACACAAAAGAUUUGGUCGAAAAGAGUGGUUAUUCUGUUAUUUAUGGUGAUACUGAUUCGGUAAUGAUUAAUACCGGAUUCUCGGAACGGUCCGAACUGCAGCAUGUAAAAAAAUUGGGGAACGAUAUCAAAAAAAUAAUAAACCAAUCUUAUAAGAAAUUGGAAAUUGAUAUCGAUGGUAUAUUUAUAAAGUUGUUGUUACUGAAAAAGAAAAAGUACGCUGGUCUAGCAGUCGAUUUGAACGAUGAAAGAAAAAUAAAACGUGAAAUUAAGGGUCUGGACAUUGUUCGCCGCGAUUAUUCGUUCAUUGUAAAGGAGAUUGGAAACGAAAUAUUAGAUAUAAUCCUAUCAGUGCAAUCACAAAAUCGCGAUGAAAUUAUUGAACAAAUUCACAGUCGUUUGCAGAAAUUAAAAGAAGAGAUAUCUCAAGAACUACUUGAAAUUUCGAUGUUUCAGAUCUUUAAGCAAUUAACUCGGAACCCCGACGAAUAUACAAAUAUCAAUAUUCAGCCUCAUGCAGUUGUUGCUCAACGACUCAAUGCAACCGGAAAAUUCAAAUUUCAUCGGGGUGAUACGGUUGGCUAUAUAAUUUGUGAGGAUGGUAGUGGACAGUCGGCUACUCAGCGUGCUUAUCACUUAACAGAAGUUCAGGAAAAUAACCUCAGAAUUGACUUUCAUUAUUAUUUGGUGCAGCAGAUUAUUCCAGUUGUAAGCAGGUUGUGUGUUCCAAUCGAAGAGUGUAAUGAAGCUUGGGUAGCACAAGCAUUAGGUUUGGAUAGUAUGAUAUAUGAAAAACAUGCUGUACAUGAGGAAAAUGUGGAUAGGGAAGAGCAACUUUUGUGUUUUUCAUACCACAGUCUUCAGCGUUGUGAAUCGUUUAAGUUUGUCUGUCCAAAUGAUGGUUGCGGACAUGAAUUCCUUGUUCGUGAAUGUGUGAUACAAGAUGACAACGAUAAACAGAAGCUGUGGUUGAGUGAGUGUUCCAUUUGUCACAAUUCUUUAUUAUGCUUUGGUGCAUAUUUAUAUAACCAGUUACAGCUAACUCUUGACAGAAUUUCAUAUGUAUGUGAUGAUAUUGGCUGUGCAUAUCGAACACGAACAUUAGUUUUGGCAUGGACAAGAGAAGGUGUUCCAUGUCCGAAAUGCAAAAAUGGCUUUAUGAGUAGAGAAUACUCAUCAAAAGCGCUUUAUCAACAACUGGUUUUCUAUCACGCAUUGUUCGACGUGAUGAAGGCGAUAGAUAAUUUUACCGAAGAACAGAGAAUGAAAUUACGAUGUAGAGUCGAUUGGAAAGAAGCUACUGUUCUGCUCGCUGAACUACUCUCGUUGUGUGAUCAGUAUAUUGCUGAUAACCAGUACAAUUGUGUAUCACUUUCAUACUUGUUUUCUACCAUGAGACCGUCGUAA
Brugia malayi is the source of this 3549-nucleotide messenger RNA. RefSeq lists its product as uncharacterized. Gene Ontology annotation, molecular function: DNA replication origin binding; pyrimidine nucleotide binding; DNA-directed DNA polymerase activity. The coding region runs from base 1 to 3549 and encodes 1182 amino acids. The transcript is spliced from 27 exons. Gene Ontology annotation, biological process: mitotic DNA replication initiation; leading strand elongation; DNA replication. The record is from RefSeq and is a predicted model, not a curated record. Gene Ontology annotation, cellular component: alpha DNA polymerase:primase complex. Lineage: Eukaryota; Metazoa; Nematoda; Chromadorea; Rhabditida; Onchocercidae.